ACCGGUGGAUGAAGUUUGUAGUUUCAAGCGGCAAGUGCCUUCCCCUAGAAGUGACGAAAUGGCAUCGAGUCAUUGGUUCCGGGAUUGUAUCAACCCAAAGAACUUCUACGCAGCACAGGCCCCAGUUCUGAAGGCAACUUUCAUCGGUGGAUUGACGCCGUUCACCGUUGUAAACCGGAGACGCCACGAUUCCGCUCUGGAGUGCACCAUUUUUGGAUACGUUAACUCCUUCAUACACGCUGCCACAUUCUGCACGUGCUACGUAAUUACGCUGGUGAAGCAUGAAAGCGUUACUGCACAUUUCUUCGACUCGGAAAUAAGUACCCUUGGAGAUAUCCUACAGAUCAUAGUUGGACUGGUGGCACUUAUAAUGACCUUUGGAUACAGUGUCUUUCGUAGACAAACGGUCAUCGAUGCAUUCCAUGCCUUGGCCAGAACCGAUCUGCAUUUUAAAGAGAUUGGUGUUGAAACCGACUACAAAAGUACACUCUUUUACAACUAUGGAUUGCUAUUCAUCCAGAUAACCGUUAAUUUAGCGUACAUUACUAUAUCAAUUGCUAUCGUAACCAGCUCUGGAGUAUUCAUCUGUGGCACCACUUGGGCAGCGUUUUUCCUACCGUUCAUGAUGAUGACAAUGAUCACUUCUCUUUUUGUCUGCAUCGUAAACCAGAGCAAACAUCGAUUCUAUUUGCUGAACAAAAUUCUCAGAUCGCUUCAAGAAAUCAGUGUAGACAAGCGACGUCUUUCCUUUGAUGAGAAGCAAAACGAAGUGAAGAUUGUGAAAAUUCAAAAACCACUGAACAUAUCGUCGGUUUUCUCCAACACCAAUCGUUAUAUGCCGGAUGUUAUCAACCAAGUGGCCAGCAUCCAGAGUGAAAUCAGCGACGCUUGUGAUCAUGUCGAGGAUUAUUUCAAAGUGCAAAUGUUAACUAUUGUAACAAUUUCGUUUCUCAUUAGUGUAUUUGAUUCGUACUACAUUUUGGAAACUAUAUUCACCAAUGAUUCGACCGAUACACCUUUCACGAAGGUGCAGUUCGUGACCUUCUUCUUCUGUCAAGGAUUUAUCCACGUGGUUGGAGUACUGAAUAUAGUCUAUGUCAAUAGUUUGACCAUACAUGAGAACAAGCAAAUCGCAGUUAAUGUUCAUAAGCUGAUCAACGUUAACAACUACGAUGAUGAGUUGACCAAACAGUUAACCAACCUUUCACUGCAAAUGACCCACCGGAAAGUGGCAUUUACCGCUUAUGGCUUUUUCAAGCUUGAUUUCACCUUGCUUUUUACGCUUGUUGGUGCAGCUACCACCUAUCUCGUCAUUCUUGUUCAAUUCAGCCUCAAUCAGUCACAACCUUGCAAUCAAAGUAUGAUUAAUUAUGUUACGACACCAGCGAAUACAACGUUGUCACCAUAAAAAAAAACAAAUGCAAAAUUUAAAAAUAAUUGUAUUGUUCAUGGAUGUUACUUUCUUCUUAAUUGUGAUUAUUAUAUUACUGAAAUGUUGUUCAAAAUAAAUACCUAAUUUUGAGGCUACCAUUUCCAGACACUACUAAAAUCUCAUUAUGCGCUGCUUGUGAAUCAGAUGGAAAGAAUUUUGGUCAUCUCGGAUUCGCAUACUCCCCUUGUAGAAUUCUCCCAAAGAUAUUGGAAACCUUUGUAGAGCAUAGACAUUGAUCAUAUUGCCCAAUCAACCAAAACUUCGGCUUCUCGCAAAUGAGCCUCUGUACGUGCCAUAAAUUCU
Messenger RNA from Aedes aegypti (yellow fever mosquito), 1735 nucleotides. It is a transcript of the gene Gr19a, whose product is annotated as putative gustatory receptor 28a. The transcript has 4 exons. NCBI's taxonomy places the organism in Eukaryota, Metazoa, Arthropoda, Insecta, Diptera, Culicidae. Gene Ontology annotation, cellular component: neuronal cell body; membrane; dendrite. Bases 59 to 1408 code for a protein of 449 amino acids. Gene Ontology annotation, biological process: sensory perception of taste. The record is from RefSeq and is a predicted model, not a curated record.